Ectocarpus siliculosus is the source of this 1488-nucleotide messenger RNA. The record is from the annotation of a GenBank genome assembly. NCBI's taxonomy places the organism in Eukaryota, Phaeophyceae, Ectocarpales, Ectocarpaceae.
AUGGCCGUCACCGACAACAUACAACCCCAAGACAGCCCGGUCGACGAACACAGAUACGCGAAAAUAUUUGAAAAACUGGAUACGGAGGACGGAUAUCUUAGCGGCAAGCGAGCCGUGGUUCUACUGCGAAAGUCGGGCGUGCCACAAGAGACGCUUUCAAAAGUGUGGGCGCUCGCAGACUCUGAUGUUGAUGGAAGAUUGUCCUUGAAGGAGUUUUGCACGGCGAUGCACCUCAUUGGAUGUUUCCGCAAGGGGCUGCCGCUCCCGGAGGUACCGAGUAGGAAGCCAAAGAAGCCCAAGAAACGGCAGUCUCCUGGCGGUGACACAAAGCCAAGAGAGGGCCAAGGAAAGCGUGAAAUCACGUUUGCGAAAUCCCCCAAGCGACGAUCCCGCCUGGCGUCUCUCGUUGACCCUCACCAGGAUGCUAAUCCCCCCGGUGCUUCCAUCGCGAAAUCGCACGAGCCACUACUUCCUUUGAGCAGGAUCCGCAAGUCCGCGACUCUCUGGAUCCUUACCUUGUGCGGGAGCAGGAGCCCAAUGAUCACGAGUCAGUGGAAAAGCAGGCGUCUCAAGGAAUUGCGCCAGCACCGAAAGGAGGCGGAAGAGAGUCGGGAUCAUGGAGGGCAAUCUCGUAUCCGCCGACCGAACCUUCGCCAGCUGGACGACAAGGAUGUGGACGCGGUUUUUGCGGAGGGGCCAGGGGCUAUCAACUCCCUCCGCGACGUGCAGAGUUGGCGCGUCCUCGUGAUGGGCCUUCAGCGGCUGUCGGGAAAGGACAUGGCACGUCAUGUACCGACGAACGUGAGGCCUCGUCGACGGCAUACCUUGCCACUAGCCGCGAAGGGAGACCUCGCACGAAAACAGGAUUAUCUGCCGGGUAGAGGUCGAAGAACAAGCCUCCUCGGGACCGCAUACGAGCCAGCCGCGUUGUUUCUCAAGCAACGGGCCGAGAGAAGGAGUAUUCGGGAGGCGGACUUAGAAAAGGAUACGGCAAAGGCAGCUGAAAAAUGGAACCUCAAACCCUUGCGAGAGAAGUCUGAGAGGUGCGAAAGUGAUGGAGAGCAAACAUCCAGUAGAGGGAACCUGAGUGUCGCUGGGCUGCCACUUCUGGACGAGGAUGUUGACAUCAUCGUGCACCUGCUGCGGCAAAAUCAUGCCUUCAAACGGCUGGAUCUGAGCAGGUGCUUCCUGUCCGAAAAACAGUUUGUCUCGUUGGCGCAAGCGUUGGCGUGGAAUUCUCGCAUCGAAGAGCUUUUCCUCCAAGAAUGCGUCUUCACAAGCGUGGGGACCGCGGCUCUAGCAGAUGUGCUAACAGUGAACAAUCACAUUCAUUCUCUUGACGUCAGAGGAUGCAAGGGUCUGGACGAGAAGAGCAUUAAAGUAAUUCUCGGGGGAGCGCGUAGCAAGGGAAACCUUUUGACGUUCAACGGAAUGAACCUGGCCGACCUCCGUGCUGAAGGCUCCGACGAGCUGGACUUGAGCGGGUGA